AUGGUUCUCGCUGUCGAUCUCCUGAACCCCAGCCCUGCGGCUGAGGCCAAGAAGCACAAGCUCAAGACCCUUGUGCCCGCCCCCCGCUCCUUCUUCAUGGACGUGAAGUGCCCCGGCUGCUUCACGAUUACCACCGUCUUCUCCCACGCCCAGACCGUCGUCAUCUGCCAGGGCUGCACCACUGUCCUCUGCCAACCUACUGGUGGUAAAGCACGACUCACAGAGGGCUGCUCUUUCCGAAGGAAGUAG
Messenger RNA from Diaporthe citri, 249 nucleotides. RefSeq lists its product as uncharacterized. The transcript is spliced from 3 exons. Lineage: Eukaryota; Fungi; Ascomycota; Sordariomycetes; Diaporthales; Diaporthaceae. Gene Ontology annotation, molecular function: RNA binding; structural constituent of ribosome. Gene Ontology annotation, cellular component: ribosome; cytosolic small ribosomal subunit. The record is from RefSeq and is a predicted model, not a curated record. The coding region runs from base 1 to 249 and encodes 82 amino acids. Gene Ontology annotation, biological process: translation; ribosomal small subunit assembly.